Messenger RNA from Nerophis lumbriciformis (worm pipefish), 2619 nucleotides. The record is from RefSeq and is a predicted model, not a curated record. Lineage: Eukaryota; Metazoa; Chordata; Actinopteri; Syngnathiformes; Syngnathidae.
CGUGCCCUCAUUGGCCACGCCUUUUUCAAAAUGGAGUUGUCGGAGUCGGUACAGAGAGGAUUGCGGUCCCUCGCUGAGCCGUCUAGCGUGGACCACGUCGGCUUCCCAGUGCUGGUGGACGUCUCCUUCCGUUCCCUGCUCUCCUCCAACCGGGACCCGGACGUGCUGGAUGAGCCCGAACUGAAACAGGUCGACCCGGUCCUGCUGAAGAGGAUCCACGCUGCAGCCGCCACCUUCAUCCUGGAGGUGGUCAGGCAAAACGCCGACAAGUCCGCCAUCAGCUCCUGUCUAGAGGACCUGUCAUUCAGUGCAGACAGAAUAGAGGUCUUCCACAACUGCUAUCAGAAGAACAAAAAGGAGAUAGAAGGUUUGCUGGCGAGCAUUGGAAGACAACCGGCUCAAAUAACUGACGUGUCAUGGCGCCUCCAGUAUCACGUAAAGAACGCACAUGUGGAUAAGGUCAACGAGCCUUUCUACUUAAUAUCACUCAAUACUGAGAACAAAGGUGUUCCUGCUGAGGACGUCACUUUCACCUGCAAUAUGGAACAGUUACAGGACAUGCUUAGCAAGCUGAAAGAUGCUGCAAAGAGUGCAGAGAAAGCCAGUCAGAUGCGGUCACGUGACCGAAGUGGGCGCGUCCACGUACAAGCCAUUUUGGGGACGGUGUCAGUUUCCGCGGAGCGCGCGCGCGCACGCAUACUCGCGCACACCACUACCGCCGCCGCCGCUGCUGCUGCGUUUCCACUCAAGAGGAGGAGGGGGGCUAAGUCGGCUAUUUUGGAGGCAAACUUGCGGUCACCGAGUGUGGACCGAACCCGAACUUACGCCGGAGGACUCUGCCGGUGCUCCGCUCGCAAAGUCCCAGGGUCGCUAGCGGAGGGCAGCCGUCUGCAGCCUGCUUCAAGAUGGCGGCUCGGCUCCGAUUCAUUCGCUGCUGAUCGCCUCCCAACUUUCAUUGUCUGUCCGCCGCCCUCUCCUGCAGCACGACACCUCCAAUCCCGGCGCACAGGAGGCGGGUUAUUAUUUUUCUUGCACAAAAUGGCAGCCGCGCUGUCGGCGUUAUUCGUCCUGCUCGCACUAAAACAUGACAUUGUUUUUCAUAUUUAUGACACCCAGCAGCUUUGUUGUGCUCUCCUCCUUUCUGUCAUCAUGCAUCGGACGACCAGGAUCAAGAUCACCGAGCUCAACCCCCACCUCAUGUGCGUCCUGUGCGGGGGUUACUUCAUCGACGCGACCACCAUCAUCGAGUGUCUGCACUCAUUUUGCAAAAUGUGCAUCGUACGCUACCUGGAAGCCAGCAAAUAUUGUCCCAUCUGUGACGUGCAAGUGCACAAAACCAAGCCUUUGCUCAACAUCAGGUCUGACAAAACUCUCCAGGACAUUGUCUACAAGCUGGUCCCAGACCUCUUCAAAAAUGAAAUGAAGAGAAGAAGAGACUUUUAUGCUGAGCAUCCCGUAGAAGCUUCCAACGGCUCCAAUGAAGAUCGUGGAGAAGUAGCAGACGAGGAAAAGAGAAUAAUCACAGAUGAUGAAAUCAUCAGCCUGUCUAUUGAGUUCUUUGAUCAGAGCACCCACAGACUCACAGGUUGUCUUGAAGACAAGCAUCCUAAAGAUCAGGUGGCAAACAAAAGGUACCUGCAGUGUCCAGCAGCAAUGACCAUCAUGCAUCUGAGGAAGUUCCUUCGCAGCAAAAUGGACAUCCCUAACACUCACCAGGUAGAAGUCAUGUAUGAAGAUGAACCCCUGAAAGAUUACUACACAUUAAUGGACAUUGCGUACAUCUACACAUGGAGACGGACCGGCCCGCUGCCACUGCACUACCGCGUGCGGCCCAACUGUAAGAAGAUGAGGGUGAGCCACGUGCAGCCGGAAGUAGCCAACCGCUCCGCACCGGAAAGCGACUCAUCCAGCGACAAAGCCGGAAGUCCCGCGGGGGCGCCGUCUACGUCCUCCUCCAUGCCGAGCCCGGGCACCCCAGCGCCGUCCCCGCUCCCUCGGCCCCCGCACAAGCCGACCAACAACGUCAACGGAAUCCCGACUUCGACUGCGAGUCGGCCCUUCACGCAGCUGAGCGGCAAGCCGAGGAAAGUGUCUUUGAACGGAACAUCCACGACGUCAGGAUGACAGCCAACAAGCUAACACUCACUUCCACUGUAUAGUCUUUCUACUCCUUCCAUUUCCGUACAGCAUUUCAAAAUAAAAAGGCAAAAGAGGUAUUAUGAAAGAGCGUUAGGGGAAACGAAAGCAUUUACUCUCAUUGAAUUAUUAUUUACAGAAGUAGUUUAUUUUAUUCAACCCUGUCGCCCAAGUGAACCGUGUUUUUGUCAGUUAUUCCUCGCGUGUUUGAAUAUUUUAACGCAUGCUCAUGGCCACGACAGUUAUGUUCUGCUGGGUUGUUUUUUUAAAAAGACAAUGUAAAAAAACGUUUUUAGACACCACAUGUACAUACAAAAUACAGUAAUUGCUAUUUAAUCAGCGGUGAUGCUUCCGGUUUUGCUACGUUUCAAGCUCAGUGACGUCACUUCUCCCGUUUAUUCGUUUAUCUGCUCGACUGUAUGGACAACUUAUUGUAUUGUUACUGUUGCACAGUAUAAAACUAAAUAAAAAAAAUACACUCAA